Haliotis rubra (blacklip abalone) is the source of this 1638-nucleotide messenger RNA. Its product is annotated as phytanoyl-CoA dioxygenase domain-containing protein 1-like. The record is from RefSeq and is a predicted model, not a curated record. NCBI's taxonomy places the organism in Eukaryota, Metazoa, Mollusca, Gastropoda, Lepetellida, Haliotidae. The transcript is spliced from 9 exons. Bases 96 to 1217 code for a protein of 373 amino acids.
AACACCUCACUUAUCACCGACCGUAUUACUACUGUGUUAAUACUGGUCUCAUCGUCGCAUCGCGGCAUUUACCCUGCGGCAUCUGAGGAUUCAACAUGACUACGACAACGACGACUGUGACCCGCUACCCUGGGGACUGUGACGAAGCCUACCCCGAGGUUUUCACCGUUCCUCCACCCCAGCCAACUGAAGCAAAGCCAGGGCAACUGACAAAGGCUCAAGUUGAUCAUUAUUUCGAAAAGGGCUACUUGAUAGUGGAGAAGUUCUUCUCCAAGGAGGAACUGGAUCCUUGCAGAGAAGCCAUAGAAGAGCUAGUUGAGGACCUCGCUCAAAAGCUGUACAAAGGAGGAAAGAUAAAAAAUUUAUACAAGGACAAAGGAUUGUUCGAGCGCUUGUCGUUUAUUGAGAAAGAGUUUCCCGGUGCCAACAUACUCUUACACAAAGCAGGCAUUCUGCCUCCGGCCUUCCGUGCAGUGUGGAGCAAUGAACGACUCUUGAAUUUGGCUGAACAACUGAUUGGACCAAAAAUUGCCGGACAUCCAGUUUGGAAUCUGCGGACUAAAACACCUAAGAACAACGCAACUACUGUCCCGUGGCAUCAAGAUUCUGGUUACCUUGACAACGAGUCUUACAAAGUCCUGCAACCAACGGCUUGGAUUCCGCUUUUAGAUGCCAAUGAAAAAAAUGGAUGCAUGGAGGUCGUAUCCGGUGGUCACCGACCAGGUCGCAUCUGCCGUCACACCUGCUGCUGGGCAGACACGUGGUAUGUGGAACUUGCAGAAGAGGAGAUGGUCAAGACUCUGGGUGUGGAUCUGGACAAAGACAUUAAGCUCUGUCCAAUUCCCUAUGGCGGGAUGCUUCUAAUCAACAACAUGAUCCCACACAGAAGUCUGUCGAACGUUUCCAACGACAUCCGAUGGAGCUUGGACCUCCGUUGGCAGGAUCCUGCUAAACCUGUCGGCUUCUACGGCCUGAAGGAGGCAAUCUUGAUGAGAGAUCCAUCCCAACCGAACUACAAGAUUGACUGGAGCCCAUUUAUAUCUGUGGACAGACACGUGGCCGCCGAAGAAGCCUUGAACGAAAAGACAGAUGAGGAGGGUGCAUUCGAGACAACUAUCCAAGGCCCCCAUAUGGAGAAAUGGGAAAUGACCCACGAGAACCGACACACUGCCAAACUUGUGAAAGGGAAGGCUUACAGCAGCUGGCAUAAGGCGUGACGUGGAUGAUGACGUAAUCCGUGACGUCAUGCUCAACCUAUGUUUCAUAUUACCGCUUGAUGAGGAUUGUUUAGUUAUAAUUGUGAAGCAGAUACAUAUAUAUGAUAAAAAUAUGUGACUGUCGAAAUGAUUAUGCGAAACAAAAUGUUUCUGUCAUCAUCUGCACUGUGGUAUUUCCUGCAGUGGAAGGAAACGUAUCCGCCUACAGAGUUAACAUUUCAACAUGACUUCUACAGUGAUGGCACACACUGUGUCGUCAUUAUAAAUGACGUAGACAAUGGUGUGUGUGUCAACAAUGGGGCAGCGUCAUCAAGGUUGCAGCGUGCUUAAAAUAGUUAUUACCAUGUGUGCCUUGUUUUAAUUACAUCAAUUUGCUUCUAUUGAACCAUAUGGGUAAUAAACAGAUAUUAUUUACUUUUCA